AUGCUCAAUCGGAAACUCAACAAAAAACUCAAUCUUUCCCUCGCCAAGGGGCUCCAAGAAUCCGGUCCUUAUACGCCACUUGACCAGACACUUAAAACACCCGUGGACGCGCCCAAUCACGGCAACUACUUUCCUGGCGUGACUCCGGGAUUUCAGGGGGCAAAUGGUGGUCACGCGUCCUCCAGUACAAAUCUGUUGUAUUCUCAUUACAACGAGUCAGAUGAUAUGUUAAUGGACGAAGACACGUCACGCGUACGCAAUUACACGGUAUCGUUCACGCCUCAAUUUGACCUGUUGGUACUUUCGAUAUACUCGCAAAUAAUGGCUCAUCCCACCACUACUCCGUUUCUGGGAAUGAUACCGCCCAGUGGAUUGGUUUCCAAAGUUAGCAACGAAACCAUGAAUGUUUUAAUGAGAACCACCGCCAAGCCCAACCACCCCAUUUACGACGGUUCAGGAAUCGUCAACAAUGACCAUUUGCGCAGCGCCGCUUAUCAGCCGGUAUUUCUUCAGCUUUUCCGGAAACGGUUUCUCGACUUGUGCACUGCUCAGGGGAACAAAGAACCACACAAAGUUCCUGCUUCCACCACCGUGUCUAUAACUGCCAGCGGCGGUAUGGUGGCUCCGCCGUUAGGCUCUCGCCAGUCGUCUAUUUCCAAUUUGCUGCUUAAUGAACUCAACAUCAGCCAAAAUCAAAAUCAAAAUCAAAAUCAAAGUCAACAAAACCAACAAAACCAGUCCCAAAUUCCAUCCCAGCUCCAAAACUCCGGCACAAGAUCGCGGUCGACUUCUCUUAGUCUUCGCAAACAAUCGUUAACUCGCAACAAUUCCCAUCUGGGCGGCUCCAAUUGGCUCCAUGUUGGAAACCUUAACAACAUUCGUGGCCACGCACCCCAGGAAAUGACAACCAGCACCGACUCGUUGCAAUCGAUGCAAGACUAUGUGCCGCAAUCGUUAAUCAACAGAAGCGGUGCCGCUGGAAAUGGAAACGGAAAUUCCCAUACAUCCGCCAAUGGCCAUCCAUCUCUUACCCCCAACGGCUCGUCGUCCGGGUUCCAUGCCAUGAUGAUGGACUACCAGACUCCCCCCAGCUCGCAUAAGGGCUCGGUGUCCAGUGAGUACACUCCUCCAUCGUCUGCAUCGUCGCUGGCUUCCGGACAGUUUGGCGCCCAAACCCCUCAACUCAUCAACUCGGGACUUUCUGGUGAUUUCGACGACAUUACGUUGCACCAACCACGCUCGUUGAACCACAACUUUCCCAGGCCACUCACCAUCAACACCGAAUCAGCAAACCAGCAUGGUUUUGCCAACGGCCAGUCGGGAACCCUCGACUCUCCGUUCAUGUCGGCAACGACUCCGUCGGAAGAAGUGGGCUACUUUAUGAACGGAACAGCAUCGGGGUUCCCACUGUUCCUCGGAGUGGUGCCGCAGGAGGAGCCGAAGAAGGAUGUCAAUCUUCCUGCAAAUGUCAGCUUGAGCGAGAAGAAGCGGGACUCAUUGAAGCUCAAACGAGGCAUUCAUUAA
Molecule: messenger RNA, 1524 nt
Organism: Meyerozyma guilliermondii ATCC 6260
Lineage: Eukaryota; Fungi; Ascomycota; Pichiomycetes; Serinales; Debaryomycetaceae
Exons: 1
Coding region: 1-1524 (507 amino acids)
Source: RefSeq, a predicted model, not a curated record